Molecule: messenger RNA, 5312 nt
Organism: Geodia barretti
Lineage: Eukaryota; Metazoa; Porifera; Demospongiae; Tetractinellida; Geodiidae
Source: the annotation of a GenBank genome assembly
UGCAUUCCUUUGGGCAGACAGAUAUAGUUACAAACCACUAAAACCAUGAGGUAUAUAUAAGAGCUCCAAACUCACUUUGCAAUAGUCUUUUGCUAGCUAAGGAAGACAAGAAAAUGAUGAGUAUCUCCCUAGCACUUGUCUUUGUUGUCCAUGUUAUUAUUGUUGUGGAAAGCUCUAAGACAAAGGGCAAUGUUGUGCAAGAUUCUGAAACGUACACAAAGAGUUGGGUUGUUGAAAUUGACGGUGGAGCGGAAAUGGCUAACAAAAUAGCUGCUGAAAAUGGUUUUAAUUACAUGGGAGAAUUACACAUUGGCAGCGGCCGGAAAUUUUAUCACUUUCAACUGACAGAAAGUGAAGAAAAGGCAAUGAAAACAGAUUCUCCAUUCUCGGCGAAGACACAGCACCUUCUCUCUGAACCUCGCGUUGGAUAUGUCGAACAACAAAUACUCAGACCGCGUGUUCGGAAGUCGUAUUCAGUUCCCACCGAUCCUCUUUUCAGCACCCAAUGGAAUGUGCUAAACACAGGGCAAUUUGAUGGUCAAUUUAUUGGAAAUGAUUUGAAUGUUGAGCCAGCCUGGAUACAGGGAUACAGUGGGUGCAAUGUCACUGUCGCUGUUGUCGAUGAUGGACUGGACAUUUUUCACGAAGACUUGUUCAACAAUGUCGUUGGUAAAGUUAUUUAUGACUUUGUUGAAGGUGAUCUGGACCCAUCCAGUAAUAAUCCAUGGCAUGGUACUAGCGUUGGUGGGAUCAUUGGAUCUAUAAAGGAUAAUUAUGUGUGUGGUGUGGGAAUUGCUUAUGAAGUCAACUUGGGUGGUAUUGCUUUGUUGGGCGCUGGAACUGAUAUGAAUGAAGCAUCUAGUCUGACGUUCGCGAAUAAUAUUGUUGAUAUAUACAGCAAUAGUUGGGGACCAAGUGAUGAUGGAGUAACGGUAGGUGGUCCAGGAAUGCUAACAACCAUGGCUCUGGAGGCUGGAGUUACUGAGGGUCGUGGAGGGAAGGGCAGUAUAUACGUGUGGGCUAAUGGUAAUGGAGGAUAUGAUGAUGAUGAUUGUGCAGCUGAUGGCUAUGCCAUUAGUCCAUACACCAUAUCCGUUGGAGCUCUGGGAGUUUAUGGUUCCCCCAGUCCCUUUGAUGAAGUGUGCUCUGCAAAGCUGGUCACUGCUUAUGUCACAAAUCCAUCUGGAAACUCUGAAGUGACAUCUACAACUGUUGGUGGAGGAUGUACUCUGUCAUUUGGUGGAACAAGUGCAGCCACACCCAUGGUCUCGGGAAUUAUUGCUUUAACCCUCGAAGCUAACCCUGAUCUCACCUGGAGAGAUGUGCAGUAUCUGAUUGUGUACACGUCUAACACUGAAGAGACUAAUCCAACUGAUUCAGUCACAAAUGGAGCCGGUCUGGUAGUGAGUCAUCAAGUUGGGUUUGGUGUGAUUGAUGCUGAGGCCAUGGUUACCAGAGCACAGCGCUGGACUAAUGUACCACCACAGGUUGUGGAAGAGGUUACCCCUACUACUGUUUUAGGAGAUGCUACUUAUGGAUCCCCUUUCGAGACAACCAUUCAGUAUAACGGAUCAAUUGCUCACAUGGAACAUGUCGUUGUUAAUAUGACAGUGAAUGCAGUGUCAGGGAAGCGUGGAGAUAUUAAGAUAGAACUAAUGUCACCUUCAGAGACAUAUUCUACUCUAUUAAGUUACCGCGAUAAUGAUAAUGCAGCUGGGGGUUAUUUCGAAUGGCCGUUUAUGUCAGUCAUGUUCUGGGGAGAGAAUCCUGCAGGACAAUGGAGACUACGUGUCACAUCACGCAGCAAUCUUACUGACAUCGAGUACACGAUUUUUAAUGCUAAAUUGUAUGGAGUGUCCACCUUACCAGAAUCCGUGGCUAACAUUCCUGACGAGUGUCAUCCAAACUGCAGUAGAGGCUGUUCCGGUGAAGGCUCUGAUAACUGUGAUGCUUGUUCUAAUCUCCGCAAUGCUUACACACUCGAGUGUAUCGACACAUGUCCACCAGGAUACACUCAACGUAACGGGUACUGCUAUAACUCAACACUACCGAACGAAGAGUGCUUCUCUCCGUUGAAAGAGAAGGAGGAAGGUUCAUGCGUUGAUGCUGGAUUCAGUGACUGCUGUGUUGGUGAUGAUUGCGAGGUUUUUUAUCCAUCAUUUCCAUCCUCCUGCUUCUGUGACGCUCUUUGUAACAAGUACCGUGACUGUUGUGAUGACGUCAGCGACACUGGAUGCGUUCAGAAUAAUGACACACUGGCGGAGACUAUAAUUCCUUACAUUUCUCUUGGAGAGACAGAUGGUGUUACUACCGAAAGUGUUCCUUUUGUUGAUGAUGGUCUUUCUCCACCAAUCCGUAUUCAGUUUCCACUUGGUUCUCAGUACCAAUCAGAAAUCUAUGUAGGAACAAAUGGGUACUUCACCUUCGCUGAGUUUUUUGAUGGAUACUCACCUUUUCUCUUUGAUGAGAGCACUGAUCUUCCAAUAGUUGCUCCAUUCUUCACUGACAUUGAUAUAUCCAAUGGCGUUGGUGAUAUUAACUACGAAAUCCACACACGAAGUACUUCAGAGUACGCUAUUUUCUCAAGUCGAUUCCGUUAUCAAUGAACAGGCCGAUACUAACUUUAACGGAAGAUGGAUGCUGGUUUCUACAUGGGAUAGUGUUCCACCAUUGGGUGACACCAGUAUUACAAACACAUUUCAAGGAGUAUUAGUGACGGAUUACUCGAGAUCAUUUGCUGUUUUCACAUACAACUGUGGAGACCUGGAUUUCUCUAAUGGAGCUACAAUUGGCUUCUCCAGUGGUGAUGGUCUCUUUGCUAACCAUCCGGCUAUCCAAAGAGGUUCAGCCUUGUCCAUUGCCUGUCUGAACCAACCUGUCACUCCAUGGGUCAACGUUGUCUAUGAACUAACCAGAGAAGGUUUGGUAUGUUCAACUUGCACGUGCCCUGAUGGAUAUUUCUACUCUUAUAUCACAGAGGAAUGUAUACCCCUGGAUUCAGUGUACCAGUAUGAGCCAACUAUUCUGGAAGGAUGUGAUCCUGACAGGAAUGCUGAAUACCGCACUCAUAUCGAGGCCGAGAUCGAGGCCUUGCUAAAUGAGUAUUUUGAGAAUUCUCAAUGAGCAAAGACAAUGGAUUUUGCUGUAAAACAUGAAUUGAUAAGUAGAGAGUUGUAAUUGUGAUGCUUAUGUAGUAAAAAUUUAUUUCCUCUUAGUAUUAUAUACUCUUAUUGUUAGGAAAGUAGUAUUAUAGCCAUAAUAAAUUUUUUAUGGACUUAUGGAGGCCGCAUGGGCCGGUCAGACCACAUCGCCUCGCCUACUCAGGUCGCCACGCUGACAUGAAGGAGAAGUUUACGGAAAGUUACAGAAGGUCGAUAUAACUUGGCGAGUGGGAGUCCAACUGCGCAUGCGCCCUGGCUGAUCCACCAGUGAGAGAACUCAGUUCAGCGGCAUUCUCUGCGCUCUUCGAUGCCUGACCGAGGCUGUACCAAUAUUGUAUUGUCCUCGCACUGGCGCGGUUAAGAUCGAGUUGGUUCUGCUCAAAUCAAAACACAAGGCCGAGGCCAAUGCACAACACACCAAUCUUAUAUACGUGUAGUAUGAUGUCAUGACAUGCGUACAACUAUCAGCUACAGCCAUUGUGAUGUAACAACAGUCCAUACAUAAUAUUAUAGGGUAUACAUUACAACAUGCAUACACUAAUACAAGUCCAUACAUCACAAAUAUCUUCGUGGUUCCAAGGUGCAAGUUGUAAAUAGGCUUAGAUGGCUAAUGCAGUCAUUGUGUGCUUGCUCCCACUUGCCAAAAUGUGAAAUAGCAGUAGCUUUCGGCUUCCAACGCAACGCGCACAUGCGCACGUAAACGCGCAAAAGCCCACGGCUUCCGUAGAGGUAACUUCGGGCACGGGGUAACACCCGGGCAUAACUCGUUAUUCAGAAACAAGAGAAAGAUUCGGUCACUUGAUUACUACAUGCCAAAGCGCUAACAAAUCUUCCUCGCGUUUUUUUCGCAGCGCAAAAUUUCGAGGCUGAUGCAACGCCCCAUGUCCGGAGUUACCUCCGCGUCAGGAGUUACCCCAAUUUACCUUAUCUGGGCGUGCACGAUUGUGGUAUAAAUCCAGGAGAGACGCAAAAGAGUUGCAUACAGGAUACCCUCGAACCACCCCAGGCCCACCUGUAUAUAUAACAUUCCAGUAAUUAAGGAAACCGCAAUCGUUAGACGUUUUUUGCGCGGGUUCGCUGCUGUUGUUGAUCUGCAAGUUCUGCCACUAAAGAAUCGCUAUGGUUCUAACCCGUGGGGUUUUACUUGCUCUAGUUUUGCAGCUUCUUUUUCUCCAAUCGACAGUAAUUUCUGCUAAUGUGGAUUGUUUACCGAGCGACAACAACUUUUGCCGUUGCUCUACCAGUAACAUUACACUGGAUAUCACCAAUAUGGGUCUCUCCUUCCCGUGAGUAUUAAUUUACCCUAUCAUAUUUAUAUCAACAUCACAGCUAAAGAAAAUAGCUCGCAUGUUGAGCAGCAGUCUAAACCAUUGUCUGGAGUUGUGUCCCAGCUUCAGGAAGGUUUAACAAACAUAUAAAAAAUAGUGACUGUAAUAGUCUUGCCCCUUAGCCCAAAACUGUAUAAUACUCCCUCCCUAUAUAGCCUUGUGAUAUCUCACUGAGUCUGUUCUCAAUCCAUAAUCCUACACACAGCAUUAGAGAUUGAAAAUCAUUUAUAAUUUUAUAUCAGUCAAUUUCAGUAUUAUAGGAGACUCCUCUGUAUGUGAUAGUAGCUAUCAUCGUUUGAUCCUACAUUGAUCAAAUUGUUGCUAAUGUUUCCACAGUUAGCUUUAAUGCUUGUAUAAACAGCUAGGUGUAGUCUAUAGCUUUAUUAGCUAGCUGAACAAGCUGCUUUCUGAGUGUCGGUCCAUAUAUACAUAAUGGAGGAAAAUGAAUUUGUUUCUUAGCUCCAGGUGGAGUUUUACACAUUGGCAUGGUUGCACAUGGUUGUGCCUAUUAUAUACAAUUAAUUGAGGUUAGGACCAAAAACUGUUUGACCUAGCUAGACUAAGUUUCGAUUUUGUCUGGUUGGACCACUUUUUUAAAACAACAAAGACCUUUAGGAACUCUGUGUCAAGUGUAAACAUUGACCAAGUUGAACAGAUCAGCCCUUAGAUAAUGUUCUUUUGCCUAUCUACCUCCAACUCUCAUGGGACACAUGCACUGGGUCACAUGCACACCUUUUUGCGUACAAUAUCUAAACAGAGAAUGUUUUCCUUGAAUGUAUAAAAGACUAGGAGUAUAAUUAUAAUAUAGCUACAUUACUGUGAC